GGCCGGCCGGCCUUUAAAGGUGGCAGCCUGCGAUUUAAGGUGUCCCCGAGUUCCGUGGCCCGCGCUCCGGCGGCCUCGACGUGUGCUUCUAUGCGAGCGCCUGGCCGCUGCACCCACGUUGCCGCGGCCCCCCCAUUGUUGAUGUCCUGAGUUUAGGAGCUUGGGGGGUAGGUGGAUCUGUAGAGAGACCAGCUGACUAGGAGAGGGAGGGGAGGAGCCCAGCUGUGAGGUGUGUGAGCCUAAGAACCAUGUCUACGCGGGAGUCCUUUAACCCAGAAAGUUAUGAAUUGGACAAGAGCUUCCGGCUAACCAGAUUCACUGAACUGAAGGGCACUGGCUGCAAAGUGCCCCAAGAUGUCCUGCAGAAAUUGCUGGAAUCCUUACAAGAGAACCACUUCCAAGAAGAUGAACAGUUUCUGGGAGCAGUUAUGCCAAGGCUUGGCAUUGGGAUGGAUACUUGUGUCAUUCCUUUGAGGCAUGGUGGUCUUUCCUUGGUUCAAACCACAGAUUACAUUUAUCCUAUCGUCGAUGACCCUUACAUGAUGGGCAGGAUAGCAUGUGCCAAUGUUCUCAGUGACCUCUAUGCAAUGGGGGUCACAGAAUGUGACAAUAUGCUGAUGCUCCUUGGAAUCAGUAAUAAAAUGACCGACAGGGAAAGGGAUAAAGUGAUGCCCCUAAUUAUACAGGGUUUUAAAGAUGCAGCAGAGGAGGCAGGAACGUCUGUAACGGGCGGCCAAACAGUGUUAAACCCCUGGAUUGUUUUGGGAGGAGUGGCUACAACUGUCUGCCAGCCCAAUGAAUUCAUCAUGCCAGAUAACGCAGUGCCUGGGGACGUGCUAGUGCUGACGAAGCCCCUGGGGACGCAAGUGGCCGUGGCCGUGCACCAAUGGCUGGAUAUUCCUGAAAAAUGGAAUAAAAUUAAAUUAGUGGUGACCCAAGAAGACGUGGAGUUGGCAUACCAGGAGGCCAUGAUGAACAUGGCAAGGCUCAACAGGACAGCUGCGGGACUCAUGCACACGUUCAACGCCCACGCCGCCACCGACAUCACGGGCUUCGGGAUUCUGGGCCACGCGCAGAACCUGGCCAAACAGCAGAGGAACGAGGUUUCCUUCGUGAUUCACAACCUCCCCGUCCUGGCCAAGAUGGCUGCUGUGAGCAAGGCCUGUGGGAACAUGUUUGGCCUCAUGCAUGGGACCUGCCCCGAGACAUCAGGAGGCCUUCUAAUCUGUUUACCACGUGAGCAAGCUGCUCGGUUCUGUGCAGAGAUAAAGUCCCCCAAAUAUGGUGAAGGUCACCAAGCAUGGAUUAUUGGGAUCGUAGAGAAGGGCAACCGUACCGCCAGAAUCAUAGACAAACCCCGGAUCAUUGAAGUCGCACCACAGGUGGCCACUCAAAAUGUGAAUCCCACACCUGGUGCCACCUCUUAAUCCAGACCGAAAUAGCUAUUUGGUUUUGUUUUUAAAUAGAUCUAUUUCCUUUAUCAUCAUUUCAAUUAAAGACUAUAAACAACAACAAAAAUCUCAUUGUGUCUACACAUCUGGUGACCUGAGGUCGAUUUGUGAAAUGGAUGCAAUUAAUAAAAUAAAAUCCAUUGCCUUUUUUUCCUGUUACAUUAACUGAAGAUGCACCUAAUCUUGAGGCAGCUUCUGAGUUGAGACUUAUAUUGUUAUCCAAUACUGUUGAUUCAUUUUGAAUCUUUAGACACUUAUCUCUUGCCGCAUAGGCUCUUUUUAAAGGUGCUUUCACGUAGCACAGACAUUACUGGUCGUAGUGUCAAUCCACCGUUUGUCUUUCAUUUCACGUGUAUUUAUCACCAGUCUGAUCUUUUUUAAGUGUCUCGAGUGGUAUUCUGGAAAGACGGAAUUGGUAAGUGACACAGUGGCACCCCAGCAGGAAGAGGGUUGCAUGGUUCUUGCGAGUCUGGUCUGUAGAGCCUGGUUUUCUCAUUCGUCUCUGACCCAGGAUGCUUCUUCCCAAUAGUGCACUCACUCAAGGCAAGUGCUUAGCUCUGCAUGGAAAGCACUUGGAAGACAAAAAAGAAAUUUUAUUUUUUUGUAGCCUCCUUAAUAUUUACGGUAAUACCAUUAACUGUUUUCUUUAUUGAUAGCAAAAAAAGGAUACUUUUUGCAAUGUAACUAGAUGUUCUACAGUACAACGAGGAAUCGCCUUCUGAAAGGGGGUUCAUGUAUAAUGCUCAUUUACAAUUCAAUAUAUAAUUACACAAGUAAUUUUUAAAUAGAAUCAAUAAUAAAGACUGUUCUGUGGAUGAUAGUGCUUAAUACAUUUUAUAUUUUGUAUAGUGAUUUCAGGUCUUCUGUUCUCAUGAAAUCAGCUCCUUAGCCCGAUUCUGAGCAUCUUUGGUCCUCCGCGCCAGUGCUUCUGUGCACGCUUUCUGUGAUGUGUUAAAGGUCUGCGUUGCCAGCCUUGCAGCUCGAACUUAAAAUUGUUAUUCAAAUAAAUAUUUAAUUUUUUUUUUUAUUGCUCUUGUAUAAUCAGAUGCCCCUUUUAGUAUUAUUUUAGAAGCAUUGGGAGGGUUUUGGCUAAAGUACAAUUUAUUGGGGAAAACUAGAUUUUAGUUUUAUAAAACUUUUAAGUCUUUCAUGGGACCUAUAUUUUCUUGAAUUAAAUUUUGUAGUUCUAGAACAAAUAGGCAAUCUAAAAGUGUUUAUCUGUGUUACUUAGAGACAGAGGCUUCCUUAUAUUGUAACCUACUGAGUGAUUUGGAGGGAUUCCUGUCAUUAAGCACAAGUGCACUGACCCCUCAAGUGUCUGCAUUAGAGAAAAAAAGCACCACGUCACUGCAAGUUUCUGAAUGCUUCCCACUUAGAGGCACCUAAGCCAUGUGAACCGGUCAAUUUCUUGCCAAAGGAAGCCGCCACUAGGGAGAGGAGCCCCUGGAAGAGGCUUCAUCGUGGACACGCCCCCUUCAGGAGCCCAAGGGCAGCCUGUCUGGCAUGUGUCACUGGAACUCAAGCCAUAAGGACGGUGUGCGGUACCCGAGGGGCUGCUACAGAACUGAAAUUAAUUGGGACAUUUUAUAGGGAUUUAUACAGAUAGAUGUUGGUCCUCAAAAGCUACAAACCAGUGGUCUGCAAAAAAUAAAAUGCGUUGGAAACCUCUGAGUAAGAUGAA
Messenger RNA from Pteropus alecto (black flying fox), 3132 nucleotides. RefSeq names its product selenophosphate synthetase 1 (gene SEPHS1). The record is from RefSeq and is a predicted model, not a curated record. Gene Ontology annotation, cellular component: cytoplasm. Gene Ontology annotation, biological process: L-selenocysteine biosynthetic process. Bases 249 to 1427 code for a protein of 392 amino acids. NCBI's taxonomy places the organism in Eukaryota, Metazoa, Chordata, Mammalia, Chiroptera, Pteropodidae. The transcript is spliced from 9 exons. Gene Ontology annotation, molecular function: selenide, water dikinase activity; ATP binding.